Chinchilla lanigera (long-tailed chinchilla) is the source of this 1526-nucleotide messenger RNA. RefSeq names its product sperm equatorial segment protein 1 (gene Spesp1). The transcript is spliced from 2 exons. The record is from RefSeq and is a predicted model, not a curated record. NCBI's taxonomy places the organism in Eukaryota, Metazoa, Chordata, Mammalia, Rodentia, Chinchillidae. The coding region runs from base 151 to 1251 and encodes 366 amino acids. Gene Ontology annotation, cellular component: acrosomal vesicle. Gene Ontology annotation, biological process: fusion of sperm to egg plasma membrane involved in single fertilization; acrosome reaction.
GCCACCGGCUGGCGUCUACCGUUGCCUGGCGCCCCAGGCCCUGAGGUGGGACGGUCGGCCGCUGACACCCUCCCCUUUCGACCCUGAAGUACCCGGCCUGGUGGCCCCAGGAAGUUCCCGUCGCAUGGCGGAGUGCUGCGGACCACGCCCAUGAAGUCCGUAAUCCUUCUAGCGGCGCUGUUGCUAUGGCCUGCGUCCUCGCCGGCGUUUCCGGUGUACCGGAGCUUAACUGUGUCACCCAGUGAAGAAAAAAACUUGAAUCGUUAUGUGCAAGUUUUAGAGAAUUUAAUGCUGAGUGUUCCCACGAAGGAGCCAGACCAAGUGGAAAUAUUAAACUCUCCAAACAAUGGCUAUUCUCCAGACAUGGCUGUCUCAAGACUGAAGGCGCUCAGCAUACCCGGAGAUGCGGUAACUCUGGGCGGCACUCCCCCCCGUGGCAGUCUUGGGAGCACAGCUUUCCCUGCGACCAGCCCCACGCUGGGGACAGCAAGCAGCAAACCCACUGAAAGCACACCCUUCUGGUCCAUCAGACCCAACAAUGUCUCUGUUGUUUUGCACACAAAAGAACCUUACAUUGAAAAAGAGCCAGAGCCAGAGCCAGAGCCAGAGCCAGAGCCAGAGCCAGUCGUGGAACACACCGAGACCCCCAGGUCGUCCCCGUCCACCUCCAGGUCCUCCUGGAGUCCGCCUUACACCACCACCCAACCUUCGCGCACAGAUUCGGAGUUCUCCACGGAGUCUGAAGAUGUUCCCCAGCUCUCAAACGAAAACCUCCAAGAGCCAACUGACCAUCACUCACGGGUUAUGAAUAAUGAUGACAUUUUGAAAGAAAUCUCAGCUAUCUACUCCCUGCUGCAACAGGCACCCCUGGGUGACAAGCAUGACCCAGAGUAUAAAGAGGUCAUUGAGGGCUCUGAAGAGAGCCUGAGAAGAAGUCUUGCUCUGGCAGCAGCAGCAGAACACAGAUUGGAAAAAAUGUAUGAAUCUCAUGUCUUUCCAGAAGAGCAAACCAGUAAGGGGACUUACGGCAUUGAAACUGUUAUUAACAUGCUAUAUGAUUCCAGAUCUAAACUAUCAAAAUAUUUAGAUAUGAAAUAUGUUCCACCAGAGAUGAGACAAAAGGCAACCACAGUAUUCAACACGUUGAAAAACAUAUUAUGUGUAGGUCAAGAGGACACUCCAAACCUUAUUAAGAGGUUAUUAAGAAAUAGUAUAAAAAUGUUGGACCGGGGACAUAGCUCAGCAAGAUAGCGCCUACCGGGUAAGCGUAAGGUCCUGAGUUCAAGUCCUGGUACCCGCUCCAAAGGAAAUAAUAUAAAAAAUGUUAAGUCUAAUUGAUACUCCAUGACAACAUUGAUUUAAACAAACUGCAUUCAUUCACAGGAAAACAAGCACAUUAGUGAUUUCUAAAGUUGUGUAUUUUCUAAUGUAGUUCAGUGUGCUCACAUCUUUAUAUGUCAUGUAUAAUGAAAAUUUUUAUAUGCACUGAAAAACCUAAUAAUUUAAAAUAAAAUUUUGGUUUUGGA